Molecule: messenger RNA, 3496 nt
Organism: Ictalurus punctatus (channel catfish)
Lineage: Eukaryota; Metazoa; Chordata; Actinopteri; Siluriformes; Ictaluridae
Gene: phc1
Product: polyhomeotic homolog 1
Exons: 15
Coding region: 247-2730 (827 amino acids)
Cellular component (GO): nucleus; PRC1 complex
Molecular function (GO): zinc ion binding; protein binding
Source: RefSeq, a predicted model, not a curated record
CACCGGAAGCAGAAUUGUAAACAGUAAUAGUGGGCGGGGCUUUGAGCGUCUCAGUCAACGGUUUUCUUGCAGAUAUUUUUUUCACCCAACAAAGUCUCAUAAAACAAAAACAAACACAAAUAAAGAAGUAAAGAAGAUCGGCUCAGAUUCAUAUCCCGCUGUUUACAGACACCGCCGCGAGGAGGAGAAACAAUACCGACACAGCGCGUCGCUUUCAGAGUGAGUGGAGCUCCAUCCAGGUCCAGUAUGGAGCAGGCAGAGGAUCAGGGCAGCUCGGGGUCCUCCAGCAGCAGCGGUACCAGUUCCGGGGGAAACGCUCGGCCUGCACAGAUCUCUCAGAUGUCUCUGUAUGAACGACAAGCUGUACAGGCUCUGCAGGCUCUACAGCGACAGCCUAACGCAGCUCAGUAUUUCCAGCAGCUGAUGCUUCAACAGCAGAUUAACAGUGCUCAGCUUCACAACCUCGCUGCUGUGCAACAGGCCACGUUAGCUGCCAGUCGACAGUCCAGUUCUCCGAACACCAGCGUCUCUGCAGUGAGCACGGCGCAGUGCACCGUUAAUUUAAGCAGCACUUCUGGGGGCGGGACCAUGACCAACCCCCGCCCAGUCGGCCCUGCGACAUCUGUUACGUCAUCUGCUCUUAGCCAAUCAGUGCUGCUGGGUGGGAACUCGACCGGUCAGGGACAGAUGUACCUGAGAGUGAAUCGCUCACUCAGGGCUCCUCAGCUCAUCUUCAUGCCUGGAGGCACGACAACAGCUGCCAUGGCAACAGUUGCCCAGCAGCAGCCUCAGCAACAACAGCAACAGUCCCAGCAGCAGCAGCAACAGGAAGUCCCACCCACAUCUUCCAGUAACCAGUCAGAUACUGACCAGGUGCAGAAUCUUGCCCUGCGCUGUGUUUCUACCCCCAGAGUGACCGCCGUUAAGACUGAAUAUCCUGACAGGAAGGAUCCCAGUUCCUUCUCUCUCGGCCCACAGUCUCAGCAGCAGCAGCAGCAGUUUUCUCCGUCAGCACAGCAGAUGAACAGCAGUAAACUUCCCGCUCCUCCUUCUUCCACCUCUUCCUCUCUCUCCUCCUCUUCUUCUUCCUCCUCUCCAUCUCUCCCUCUCUCCCAGCUCCUGCUCUCUCCAUCCCGGCUCACACCCGCUGCCACGGUGACCCACAUCCUGGUCCCGAGCUCCAACGUCCCCACUUCCUCUCCGGGUUUCCCCAAACCCAACAUGGCGGCUCAGACGCUGGUGGUGCAGCCGCUUCAGCAGCAGCAGCAAAACGGAGGGGACAAAAUGGCAGGCCCCGUCCCCAUCCAACCCAAAACGGCCCAAAGUGGACGCCUGCCCUCUCAGAUGCCCCCUCGCCACCCUCCGCCCAUCCUCCCGGCUCCGCCCAUUUCCCAUCCCCCACACGUCCCUGUCCAGUUGCUCGGGUCCAGGCAGGGUGCGCUGGGAAACUCCCAGGCUGUAGCAGUGCCACAGGCCCGAACCUGCUUCUCCCAACAGGACAGCUCCGCCCACAACUCCAAUCACAGCUCCCCCUCUAAUGCAGUCCCCAUGGUAACGGCCAUGGAGACAGGCACUGCUGGUGCGGGUCUAAAACUAACCAAUCAGAAUGCAGAACCCAGUCAGAUUGGCUCUUCUGCUGCGAUUCAGACUGCAGAUGGAGAACACAGCAGCACUGUGGCGCCACCUGCUGGAGAAACGAUGUUCGAACAAACUGGAACCCCACAGAUGAAGCCUGCCAUCGGCUCCUUGAAGAGAAAAUCAGAAUCAGACAUGGCGGGUGAGAUGACCUCAGAAACCGCUGCCCAGAACUGUCAGUCAGUGCCUGACUCUGCCCCUCCACUCUCUCCUGCUCCCUCAUUGGACACAGCUCCAGAGAGAGCGUUCUCCACCCCACCGACACUGUCUCUGUCCCUUCCCCACCCUCGAGCUCCUCUCCCCCAGGCCGUGGUCAAACCGCAGGUCCUCACUCACCUUAUCGAAGGCUUCGUCAUUCAGGAAGGAGCCGAGCCAUUUCCUGUGACUGGACCAAUAAAAGAGCGGGCUGAGGGUGUUCCUGUGCCUCUCUCCAUGCAACCUGAAAACAGCGCCCCGUCUGUGCUGAAGUGUGAGUUCUGUGAGACUUUUGCUCCUGCCAGUCAGUUUCGCGGAACCAAACGCUUCUGCUCCAAAACCUGCGCCAAGAGGUAUAAUGUGAGCUGUAGUCAUCAUUUCCGCUCCAGUCGAGGCCGCAGCUCCGCCCCUGUGUAUGAUGAGGUAGCGAGACGCAGGGGUCCUCACAGGAGCAGCUCUGAGAUCGCCUGUGCUAAAAUCUCUGGCAGACACCUGUCUGUAAAGUGUCGCUCUGAGUCCAGUCGUUCGGAGGACGUCUCCAGCUGUGAAGGUGAAGAAGAAGAAGAAGAGGAAGAAGACUACCUCUCUCCAGGCUCCGCCUACUCCUGCUCUCGCCCCGCCCACUGCGGCGCUCAACUGGACGAGUCGGCACAAGGCGGCCUUCCGCUGGACGGAGACCAUUUCCUGUCUGCUAGCCCUGCCCACUGGAGUGUGGAGGAAGUGUGUCGCUUCAUUUCCUCUCUGCAAGGCUGUGAGGAUCUGGCGGGUCACUUCCUGUCUCAGGAGAUUGAUGGUCAGGCGCUGCUGUUGCUGAAGGAGGAGCAUCUGAUGAGCACCAUGAACAUUAAACUGGGCCCCGCCCUCAAGAUCUGCGCCUCCAUCAACAGCCUGAGGGACUGAGGGGGAGCAAGGAGGGCGUGUCAGUGGGGGCGUGGUUGGGAGGGGCUGUAAUGGAAGUAGAAUUAUUUUGUUUUUCAGUAUAGCAGAGGUGAAUAACACACGGGCGUGUCUGCCGGUCUGAGAGCUCCGCCCUGCUGCUGGACAUUUAUCACAGUAUACCAUUAUAUAUUCAUUCAACUCUUAUAGCUGAAUUAGGCUCCGCCUCCUUCUGCUGCAGGUGACGUGUUCAGGACUUCCUACAUGAUCACAUGAUCAUUUAUUCAUCCACAUUACUCACUCGUUUAUCAGCGUACCUGAGGAUCAUCGUCUAACGUCACCUCAGCUAGUGCACUCGGACUGAAGCACCCUCCGGAGUGUGCACCAGAGUGAGGGUCUCACACACACACACACACACACACACACACAGGGCAGUUAUGCUGGUGUGUAUUGUUAUAGCUUGCUGAAGGAGAGCUCUGCGUCACUAGUCAGUAUUAAUGCGUAGUGUGUUAAUUAUGAUGAAGGCAGACAGGAAGUCAUGUGACUCUCCAGUAGCCAAUCAUAGAGCGUAACACAGAAACCUUAUUUUUCUCUACAGUAGAUUAAUGUAGGAGGGUUUUUUUCAUUCGUACCCAAUAAACAUCACUUUCUUUUUCUACUUUUUUUUGUUUAGUAUUAGUAUCAUGACCUUUGAAAUCUCAGUACCUGUUAGAGGAAGUGCACCUGAGGUACUGCGCUCGUUUUCUAGUUUGUUUCUCCGCUGUACGAGUAAAUAAAGCGUUACAGUGAA